Tupaia belangeri chinensis (Chinese tree shrew) is the source of this 2514-nucleotide messenger RNA. It is a transcript of the gene DOK1, whose product is annotated as docking protein 1. The coding region runs from base 400 to 1950 and encodes 516 amino acids. NCBI's taxonomy places the organism in Eukaryota, Metazoa, Chordata, Mammalia, Scandentia, Tupaiidae. The transcript has 5 exons. The record is from RefSeq and is a predicted model, not a curated record. Gene Ontology annotation, biological process: cell surface receptor protein tyrosine kinase signaling pathway; Ras protein signal transduction; positive regulation of MAPK cascade. Gene Ontology annotation, cellular component: cytoplasm.
UUCAGUCCCCAGCCGCCAGCCUUUUCUCCACAUCCCUGGCUCCAACGAGUGCAAACAGCCCAGCUCUGGCCGGCCAGACUAGGGGCGGGUCCGGCCAGAAGAACCCAAGCCCUGAAGACCCGCUUGACCUCUCCGAUGCCCCAGCGUGCCCGCGGGCACUUUCGGAGUGACGUCGCGGUCUUAACUCUGAUGUCACUUUGGGUACAUGACGUCACAUGAACUUCCCCACGCCCAGGGGCCAGGGCUCUGUGGCUGAAACUUAGGAAGUUUCUCUCGGUAUAUCCACUUGUGCAUGCUCCAGAGCAGUGGGUAGGAGCCUGGAGGUGGCGCUCCGCCUAGCGUAUCUGAAGACCACCCCUCCUUCCUUCUCUCCGGGUCCGGGCCCAGGUCGCAGCCCGCAUGGGGCAGGGGAGGGGUGGGAACGCCUCUGGCGGGUCCGGCCCCACCCCCAGCUCCGCCUCCCGCCCUCCGGCCCAGGAAGCGCGGAAGGAGCCGCCGGGGGCCAUGGACGGGGCUGUGAUGGAAGGGCCUCUGUUUUUGCAAAGUCAGCGCUUCGGUACCAAGAGGUGGAGGAAGACCUGGGCCGCGCUUUAUCCGGCCAGUCCCCAUGGCGUGGCGCGGCUCGAGUUCUUCGACCACAAGGGAUCGAGCUCCGGAGGUGGCCGAGGGGGCUCGCGCCGCCUGGACUGCAAGGUGAUCCGUCUGGCUGAGUGUGUGAGCGUGGCUCCUGUGGCCGUGGAGAGCCCCCCAGAACCCGGCGCGGCUGCUUUCCGCCUGGACACUGCACAGGGCUCACACCUGCUGGCGGCCGAUGCUCCGUCCAGCGCAGCCUGGGUGCAGAUGCUGUGCCAAAAUGCCUUUCCGAAAGGCAGCUGGUCUCCGGCUCCUGCUGACAACUCACCUAAGCUUUCUGCCCUGGAGAUGCUGGAGAACUCACUGUACAGCCCCACGUGGGAAGGGUCCCAGUUCUGGGUAACGGUGCAGAGGACCGAGGCCGCCGAGCGUUGUGACUUGCAUGGCUCCUAUGUGCUGAGAGUGGAGGCUGAGAGGCUGACUCUCCUGACAGUGGCCACCCAGAGUCAGCUCCUGGAGCCACUGUUUUCCUGGCCCUACACCCUGCUGCGCCGCUAUGGCCGAGACAAGGUCAUGUUCUCUUUUGAGGCCGGUCGCCGCUGUUCCUCGGGCCCUGGCACCUUCACCUUCCAGACGGCAGAGGGAAAUGACAUCUUUCAGGCAGUUGAGACUGCUAUUCGCCGGCAAAAAGCACAGGCUGGACAGGGGCAUGACGUCCUUAGAGCUGACUCCCACGAAGGGGAGGUGGCAGAGGGGAAGUUGGCUACCCCUUCUGGCCCCCAGGAGGUCCUGGUUAGCCCCCCAGCCCUGUAUGCUGAGCCCUUAGACUCUCUGCGCAUUCCUCCGGGCCCUUCCUUGGACUCACUGUACUCUGACCCCCUGGACAGCACCUCUGCUCCUGCAGGGCGUAAGGUACAGCGGAAGAAACCUCUCUACUGGGACACGUAUGAGCAAGCGCAACAGCAGUUGCUGAAGGCCAAGCUGACAGACCCCAAAGAGGAUCCCAUCUAUGACGAACCUGAGGGCCUGGCCCCAACCCCUACCCGGGGCCUUUAUGAUCUGCCCCAGGAGCCUAAGGAUGCAUGGUGGUGCCAGGCUCGAGUGAAGGAAGAGGGCUACGAGCUCCCCUACAACCCUGCUACUGAUGACUAUGCUGUGCCCCCUCCUCGGAGCACGAAGCCUCCCCCAGCUCCCAAGCCCCAGGGCCCGGCCUUUCCUGCACCUGGUACUCCUGCCGGCAGUGGCAGCAGAGGCCAGAGCUCAGCCACUGCCCUGUACAGCCAAGUCCAAAAGAGUGGGCCUUUAGGGAGCUGGGACUGUGGGCUCUCUAAAGUAGAGACUGACAGGACUGGGGUCAAGUCUGAGGGCUCCACCUGAGAUAUCAGGCAAGGUCGGGGUGCUAGAAGGAGGACCAUGGGGAGUGGCACUGGAUCAAAGAAACCUGUUAGAACCAAUGGGAACCAGAGGGUGGGAGGGGCUGUGUGAGAAGAGGGGACUAGCGGGGAUCAGGGGAGUCCAGGGAAGGAUUCUGGGAAGUCCUAGAAGUGGAACAGACGGCAGGGCUGAGGGAGGGGCUCUAGUGAAUAGUGGGUACCCCAAACUAUCCCUUCUACAUUCUCUUCUUGGGAUCUUGGGCACACACGCACACGUGUCUGUCGUGAGUUUAAGCCACCAGGCCUGGGACUUGAACUGCAGCCGACUACAUGGGAGUCCAGCAACAUAGCCAUUAUGUCAACUGCUGGUCCUUAUCCCUUCUUCAAAGGAACAGGGAACUGUUGGACCCGAUUCAUGGAAAGACAUGUGGUACUUGGUCAGUGAGUGCUGUUUGAGUGCAGUUCUGUAAGAGAUGUUGGACUCUGCCCGGAUCUUACCCCCUGCGCUGUUCUUUGCCAAAAAUAUAUUUAAAAAAAAUUAAUUCUAUUAAAGUGAGCUUGGAUUUAA